GUGUGUGUGUCACAUGUCAUAAGUAGAAGGUAGAAGGUUGAGUCUAUAUGUGUGUGUGUCAUAUGCUAUAAGUAGUAGGUUAAUUGAGAUUAUAUUGUGAUUGUGUGUAUACAUAUAUAGUUUUUUGUAAGGCUAUUUAUACAUAUAUAUAGUGUGUUUGUUGGAGAUCGAGUGGUGGAUUGAAGUGAUCACAAAUGGGUGAGUUCACACAUUUGGUGGUGGUCAAGUUCAAAGAAGAGGUGGUGGUUGAUGAUAUCAUGAAAGGGUUGGAAAAACUUGCCACCGAAAUCGACAGUGUCAAGUCAUUCGUUUGGGGAAAAGAUAUUGAAAGCAUGGAAAUGCUAAGGCAAGGGUUCACCCAUGCUCUCAUGAUGACAUUUGGCACCAAAGAUGAUUUUACUGCUUUCCAAGCUCAUCCCAACCAUGUCGAGUUCUCGGCAACGUUCUCAGCUGCGAUCGAGAAGAUCGUGCUUCUUGAUUUUCCAGUUACUGCCGUCAAGCCAAUAACUGCUUAAUAUAUAUGUGGGUGCACAAACAUUUUCCUUUAAAAAAAAGUCCUAAGACUUUAAAGAAUGUGGAAGCCUAUGUUGCUAGUUUUGUGUUUUUAUGAGAUUUGAUGAUUGCAUGAAUAAGUUUUUUUUUGGUUUUUUGAAUAAACUAAGUUGAAUUUGUUCAUAAUGAUGUUAUUAUGUACUAUUUUCUUUGCAAUGGUGAAAUUUGACCUUUGUUAAAAGUAAA
This is a messenger RNA of Erigeron canadensis, 738 nucleotides long. RefSeq names its product stress-response A/B barrel domain-containing protein At5g22580. Lineage: Eukaryota; Viridiplantae; Streptophyta; Magnoliopsida; Asterales; Asteraceae. The transcript is spliced from 2 exons. Bases 195 to 515 code for a protein of 106 amino acids. The record is from RefSeq and is a predicted model, not a curated record.